AUGGGUAGUGGGAAGACCCGCGGUGCUCGGCCGCCGUCUACCACGGCGUACUACGUCGCUCUGGCCGGCAUCCUUGGAUUGCUGUUGCUGCUGUGCUGCUACUUCGUGUAUUUCUGUAUUCGACGUGUUAAAAAGUUGACCCAACAAGGUCUUCCGGAACGAGUGGAGUCGGUACGGCCACCGCCACCGGACACGGUCGCCUACCCCGUGCAACCUGCGGUGCGUGCGAGUGCGUCUGCGAUGGCGCGCCUUUGCCACUCCCCCUCCCGGGGAGUGCCACCUACCUCUCCCCGAAGCUUAGUCUCACCCUCCAGGGAUAGAUUUGUUUCAGCGCAACGGUCAAGUUCAUUGACCCCAGCACACACUGACACAGUGCACCCGCGCACUCGAAGCCAGCUGCCGCCUCCGAAUAUACUUACAUCUAGAACUACACCCAUUAGAAACGGUCCUAAAGUUAUUCCUCCGCGAAUAGAACUCGUAUCGAACGAAUACAAUGUUAUCGGUGACGGAACACCGACGCCUAAAAAGCGUCUAUCAUCACCCAAAAGUCAGAAUUUUUCACCGCAUAAAAGUAAGGAAACACUACCCGUUUGGAAAGACGAGGCUUCAGUGAGACGGAGAGAAGGGAUUACCAGCAAAGAGAGUCAACGGAAGCAUCUCUCUGCUCCGCCUCAGAUUGUCGUUGGAGAUGUUGAGUAG
This is a messenger RNA of Pieris macdunnoughi, 699 nucleotides long. The record is from the annotation of a GenBank genome assembly. Lineage: Eukaryota; Metazoa; Arthropoda; Insecta; Lepidoptera; Pieridae.